Molecule: messenger RNA, 898 nt
Organism: Megalopta genalis
Lineage: Eukaryota; Metazoa; Arthropoda; Insecta; Hymenoptera; Halictidae
Source: RefSeq, a predicted model, not a curated record
UUACAAUUCAUUUGAGGAAGGUAUGGAUGCAAUUGGGGUAAAUGCACAUAGUUCCAAUAGUUUAAAUAUUAGUUUAACCAUUGACCACAGUAUAAUUUAUAAUGAAAUAAAGAAAUGUUUAAAGUAUACUAAUGUUAAAGAAUUUCCUCAAGAAUGGGAGAAAAAUAUCUUAGAUUUAUUGCCAAGAAGAUACAGAAGAAAAUAUUCUGCAUUAGUACAAUCAAUGUUAACAGAAAUAAAGGAUAUGCUAGCUGAGGAUAUGCAAACUUUUUCAAUUAUAGUUAUAUUAUCAUUACCAAGAAAAGAAGAAACAUCUUUUUCUGCUAUGUAUUUUGCAAAGGAACAUAAAGGCUACAGCUAUAUUAAGUUUGUAGAAUGCCGUAAAUUAAUAGCAAGAAGAUAUUUCCUUUAUCUAGACCCAAUAAAAUUUAUUAUAGGAAUGGGACAACUUAUGCUUCCAAAAUUUAUUUGCAACUUUCAAGAUUACUGCCUUGAUCUUAUGUCAUUAAAUGAUUUUCAAAAUAUAAUUAAUAAUGAUAUUAAGAAAGCAUCCGUAAUAAUUUCUCAUCAAUUUUAUAAAGAAAUCUGUAGAGUUUUAUCAAAAACUGUGACAAAAAUGUCGAGAAAUGUUAAUAUAAAGCGGUUGCUAAAUAUCAUGCGAUGCAUAACACACAUCUUUGCACAGCAAAUUAUAAAUGUUAUGAUGCAAUCGGUAGAUCAUGUGUUAGCAAUUAUGAGUAAUGAAUAUUACUGUCCAAAACUUAAAAUUCAACUCGACCUACAAGAUGGUCAACUUUUAAUCAGUCCUAAUAUUGAAGAAAUAUAUUCAGCAUAUCAUGGAAUAAUUGACAGCAUUGGUUCAAUUGCUCAAAAUUUAACUUCAUUCGAAGAAUUACUG